AUGGGCUAUUAUCCUUACUGGGUGGGCUCGACAUUCCCGCCUGAGCAAAUCGAUUUCACCAAAUAUGAUUGGGUCGAUUUCGCUUUCGCCUCCCUCAACCAGACGUUUCAGCUAUCCUUCGAGGAUCCAUCGUGUCCUGAUCUCUUGCGGCGAACUGUUGCCGCUGCGCACGCUAAAGGUAAAUAUGUCAAAGCGAGUAUCGGCGGCUGGGGUGGUAGUCAAUACUUUUCCUCUGCAGUGUCCACGGACAGUAAUCGGCGAACCUUUGUCCAAGAAGUGAUUCGAAUGAUUCAGACAUAUAAUCUGGACGGGGUUGACUUUGAUUGGGAAUAUCCCGGCCACGAAGGACUUCCAGGAAAUCAAGUGGACCCCGCAGACAGUUCCAACUAUCUCUUAUUCCUUCAACUUCUUCGGUCCAGUCUACCUCGUAUAAAGAAAAUCACUGCUGCGACCUCGCAAACUCCCUUCACGGACAGCAACGGACAGCCGAUGAAAGAUGUUUCAGCCUUUGCUCCAGUGUUGGACUGGAUUAUGAUCAUGAACUAUGAUGUCUGGCAAUCUUCUUCGACCCCUGGCCCAAACGCACCUUUGUAUGACGGUUGUCAUAAUUCCACUCAACCCCAGGCAAGCGCCGCCAGCGCUGUGAAACAGUGGGGUCAAGCGGGUUUCCCUCUGAAUAAGCAAGUUCUCGGUGUACCUUACUAUGGCUACCUUUCCAACUCUAACGCUACAAGACUUCGAACGCGUGCUUCAAGUCCCUCCGUUCGACUCACCGCUGAUGAAGGCGCUGAUCAAGGCUCUGUAACGUUUCGCAAUCUCGUCAAACAAGGUGCUCUUGUUGCUAGUCCUUCCAGCGACGGUCGGAGACGAACCUUCACUGCCUCGAGUGGAUUCAAUCGCUACUGGGAUGAAUGCUCUGCCACGCCCUUCUUACGAUCUCAAACCUCAAGACAGCUUGUCUCUUACGAUGAUCCUGAAUCGUUGCAUAUGAAAGGACAGUUUGUGAAGAAGAUGGGUAUGUUGGGGACCAACACUUGGGAUAUGAGCGGUGAUACACCUCAAAAUGAUCUUGUCGUAGCCCUUAUGGACGGACUCUUUAGUAGUUAA
Lentinula edodes (shiitake mushroom) is the source of this 1107-nucleotide messenger RNA. RefSeq names its product glycoside hydrolase family 18 protein. The record is from RefSeq and is a predicted model, not a curated record. NCBI's taxonomy places the organism in Eukaryota, Fungi, Basidiomycota, Agaricomycetes, Agaricales, Omphalotaceae. The transcript has 3 exons. Gene Ontology annotation, molecular function: chitinase activity; chitin binding. Gene Ontology annotation, biological process: carbohydrate metabolic process; chitin catabolic process. Gene Ontology annotation, cellular component: extracellular region. The coding region runs from base 1 to 1107 and encodes 368 amino acids.